Messenger RNA from Exophiala bonariae, 1365 nucleotides. RefSeq lists its product as uncharacterized. Gene Ontology annotation, molecular function: transmembrane transporter activity. The transcript has 2 exons. NCBI's taxonomy places the organism in Eukaryota, Fungi, Ascomycota, Eurotiomycetes, Chaetothyriales, Herpotrichiellaceae. Gene Ontology annotation, biological process: transmembrane transport. Bases 1 to 1365 code for a protein of 454 amino acids. The record is from RefSeq and is a predicted model, not a curated record. Gene Ontology annotation, cellular component: membrane.
AUGGCAGCAUCCAGAGAUGAUGAUGGGCUUGAACUCAGCACCUUUGGUGAAGACUUGUCCUCUCACCAUGAUGCAGGUCAACAGGAACUGGCAAGGAAGAAAGCACGCGUCCUCGUGGCUUCAUCGCUCCUGCAGCUACCAAUUUGGGGUUUUGCUAUGAGCUAUGGUGUUUUCCAGGAAUAUUAUACCAGCGAAAAAUUCCUGAAGGGUGCUCAAUCUUCUACUGGUGUCAUCGGAACAACUUCAAACGGAGUCGUCUACUUGUCCAUGCCCAUUCUUUUCGCUCUCUUCAGUCAACAAUGGGCACGCUUUCGACGCACUGUUGCCCUUUGUGGGGUGGCACUGAGCUGUAUCAGCUUUGUUCUAGCUGCUUUCAGCACCCAUGUUUGGCAGGUCAUUUUCACACAGGGUGUUCUUGCCGCACUCGGCAGCGCUCUGAUCUACAGUCCAACGACUCUGUCGCUGGGCGAAAGCUACAACAACAGCAAUCGGUCAGUAGCCUAUGGCGUUGUCUUCUCCUGCAAGAACAUUGUGGGCUCUGCAUGUCCUUUCUUUCUACAAUUUCUGCUGAACAGACAUGGGUUCCGCAACACAAUGCUCAUAUGGGCAGCCGUCAUCACAGUAAGCAGUGCCGCGGCUGUGUUCCUGAUUCCCAACCAUGUCUCCACUGCAUCGAGGGAGGUCAUUCGACCGAGACAUACGCCGUGGAAAUUCCUCAACCACGAGACAUUCUAUAUCUACAGUAUCGCUACGCUGAUUCAGAGCUCUGGGUACGGUAUUCCACAGACAUAUCUUAACUCAUAUGGUCAGGAAGCUGGAUUGCUCUCCCAGACGUCUGCUACUUUGCUCUUGACACUGUUCAACGCCCCUGGCAUCAUCUCCAGUACCUUCUUCGGUUACUUGAGCGACAACAAGAGACUUCCUUUCUCUGCUCCAGCCGUGACAUGGAUGUCAGGAAUCUGCUCUGCACUUUCGGCCUUCUUACUAUGGGGUGUGGGACCUCGCCAGAGCAUGGUCACUUUGACCCUCUUCUCCAUUACCUUUGGUUUCUUCUCCGGCGGCUACAGUGCUACCUGGGGUGGGAUUAUCAAGCAAUUGGAACGCGAGGCUGCAGAGAGAAACGAAGCCAUUGAUACUGGUGUCGUGCUUGGCCUGUUCAAUGGUGCAAGAGGCAUCGGCUACGUUGGUGGUGGUCUCGCUGGUGUACAACUCCUCAAAGCUGGAACAGCAAGCAUGUUGGGUAACUCUGGAUAUGCCACUGCCUACCGCGGACUCAUUAUCUUCACAGGAAUAACAUCUGUAUUCGGAGGCUGGAGUCUCAUAUGGCGGUGCAAGAAUCUAUUGCCUUUAAAGGCCUUUCGAUGA